Messenger RNA from Cheilinus undulatus (humphead wrasse), 4158 nucleotides. It is a transcript of the gene sec16b, whose product is annotated as SEC16 homolog B, endoplasmic reticulum export factor. The transcript has 25 exons. NCBI's taxonomy places the organism in Eukaryota, Metazoa, Chordata, Actinopteri, Labriformes, Labridae. Gene Ontology annotation, cellular component: endoplasmic reticulum exit site; ER to Golgi transport vesicle membrane. Gene Ontology annotation, biological process: Golgi organization; COPII vesicle coat assembly; autophagy. The coding region runs from base 341 to 3139 and encodes 932 amino acids. The record is from RefSeq and is a predicted model, not a curated record.
CUCUCCUACCGGCAACGUGGCAGGUCUACACACUUGAGAGCUGUAACUUUUCCUGCUGCAAACUACAACUAAAGAAGGCGGCAGUAAAAUCAAAAUGACACAGAAGGACUAACGGUAUUCUAUUGAUUCUAAUCAGACUGAACAUGGACGUGAUUUCAUGUUUUCCUUUGUGGGACAGCAGCUGUCAAACUCCUCAGGGCGGGCUCCUCUGUUUACCUUUAGCUCUCUGAGAACACACAAGCUGUGAUACAGAGCAAAUACAGCGGAGAUGAAGGAUUAUACACAUUUAUAAACAGGAAGACUUGCAAACUCCACCUUCCUGUUAUUUCAAGGGGCCAUCAUGGAUCACAGAGGUCAUCCCCGGCCUGACUCUGGUCGUCACUCCCACAGGGCCAAAGACAGAGAGGAUUACUACAGGUACUCUCAGCAGGAUGGGAACCAGGGCUACGCACCACCAGAGCCCAGGGAGAGGGACAGGCACUGGGCUCAUGCUGAUGCUCACUACAGGAGUCAUUACAGCAGCCCUCCUGUCAGGCCGGAGCAGCAUCCUUACAACAGUCAGCAGUAUCAAUAUGGCUAUGGAUAUAUGGAGCACCAAAGACCACAGUCCAGGCAUGGGUAUGACUAUCCCCCCCACAGUCAUUGGGACUACAGAGACCACCACAGUUAUUAUGAUUAUUACGAUCGUGACUACUAUAGAGGACAACAUGGACGACAAGAUGCCGGGCAGUGGGGUCACCACGACUCUUGGAACAGAACGGAGAGUUAUCACGACGAAGCGUACAGGCACGAACAGUCUGGGAGCACCCAAACGGACGAGUACAGCUUUGACCAAGGGAGAGUCAACUCACAGCAUUACUUCAAAGACUACAACACUAAUCCACCCAGAGACAAGGAGGAGUUCUCCUAUUACCAGGGGACUUUAGAAAGUUCCAAAAACUCAGGGAUGUCCUCCAGUAGCUGCGAACUGAGUCAGUACAUGAAUGGAGCUGAACACAGUGAGCUUGUAACACAGUAUCCUCCCACAUCUGAUGCAGUGCAUCUGAUGUCGGCUCCUCUGAAGUUCUCCAUCCCUCACGCAGUGGUAAGUUUUGGACCUGCAGGCCAGCUCAUACGUGUCAGUCCCGGUCUGUCCACUCAGGAGAACGUCAGCCAGCUGGAAAUUCACAGUAUGGAGGUGAUUCUGAGUGACACAAAGGAACAGCAGGAGAUGAGAAACUUCCCAGGGCCCUUGACCAGGGAAGAUUUGCACAAAGUAGAUGCUAUGGAGUUUGCCCACCAGAGGGCAGGGGCCUGCAUGAGAGAUGACACACUGCAUGAUAAGAGAUCUGCUGCCCUCUUGUGGAAUCUACUGAUACUGCUCUGCAGGCAGAAUGGACAAAUCGUCGGCUCAGAUAUCGCAGAGCUGCUGAUGCAGGGUUCACAUGCAGAUGGAAGCUGGGUGGCAGAAGCUCCCACGCUGAUCGACUUUGAUGAGAGCUCAAAGGCUGAAGAGCCUCCUCAGAAAGGAGAUGAUCUGCUCACAGGAGACUGUAGCAGCUUCAGCUCAGAAACGUCUGAAAAAGCCCUGCAGAGCUACACCAAACUACUGCUAUCUGGAAGAAAGAAGGAAGCCUUAGAGUCAGCUAUGAGCAGUGGCCUGUGGGGACAUGCGCUUUUUCUGGCCAGCAAAAUGGACAACAGGUCCUACACCACUGUGCUGAGCAGGUUUACUGGACAGCUAACAGCCAGUGACCCCCUCCAGACGCUCUUCCAGCUGCUGUCUGGUAGAAUUCCUGCUGCAGCAAUGUGCUGUGGGAGUGAAAAAUGGGGAGACUGGAGGCCCCACCUGGCUGUCAUGCUCUCCAAUGAGACAGGAGACCCCAUUGUCCAACUGAAGGCCAUAGUCACCAUGGGAGACACUCUUGCCUCCAAAGGCCUCAUACAUGCGGCCCACUUCUGCUACCUGACAGCCGGUGUUCCUUUUGGGGUGUUCCCACAGAAGGCAGAGAGACUCGUACUCCUCAGUAGCAGCCACAGGAAGUCUUUUCAACACUUUGCAUCAAACUCUGCCAUCCAGUGCACUGAGCUGUAUGAAUACUGCCAAACACUUGGAGGAAAAUGGUUUUCAAUACCGACUUUUCAGGUGUUCAAGUUCCUGUACGCCUGUCGCCUGCUGGACUGUGGACUGGCUUCUCAGGCCUUUCAUUACUGUGAGGUGGUUGGACAGGCCAUCCUCAGACAGAGAGAGCCUUUCUAUGUGCUGAUUGCAGAGGUUAUUAAGCUGUCAGACAGGCUGAGACACUACGAGGGUCAGUUCAAUGAUACAGGGGUGAGCGGAGCUGGACAGGAACCCGACUGGCUGAAACAUCUUCGUGACAGGCUGCACAGGUUACAGACAGGGAGUUAUGACUCUGCAGAAACAUACCAGCCUGGGGGAAGUGCUCUAACCCAUGAGGACAGCAAAGCUUACUCAGAGUCAGACUUUCAUGACCAAAGAAGUGAUAUCCAGAGUCCAGAGCCUGAACUCCUUUAUUACAGAGGCCGGGAGGAGCAAGAAGACCCCUGGCAUCAAGAUGAAGGACACCCUGUGGAGACGUCAGCUUCCUCAUGGGAGGCUAAAGGAGCACAGGACUGGCCGUCCGCCAGUCAUCCCAUGCCAGUAACAGUGGUUUAUGCUCCCCCAGUGCAAACAGUGGCAGCGGGCCAGGACUUCAGUUGUCAUAACACAGAUAGUGCUGAAGUCAGAACUGCUUUUCCACAUUGUCCUCAAAAUAAUCCCCCAUCAGCAGCUGAGGGGCCUGGGUUUUCUUCUGUAGCAAACACGAUGGGGGGUCAGAUGCUGGACAUCUCCACCACUCAGCAGGAGCAGAGGAAGCAGAGCAUCCCACAACAUUUAGAACCCUCAGAGGUGACCAACGAGCCCUCGAAACAGAGCACCAAGGGGGGCUGGUUCAGUGGCUGGUUCAAAUCAAAACCCAAAGACGCUCCAAAGGAGGGUACAGAGCAGGGAAGCCCAGCGCAGACAAUGCUUCAACCCAGUGCUGGCUUCUGCCCUCCUCCACCACCUGCCACUGUCUCUCCUGGUAUGUUUCCACCCCAGUCUUCCUCUGCAGGGAUCAAUCCAUUUUCAAGGAAAGCAGGUCAGCAGCUGGGGUAGUGACCACUAACUUGCAAUACAGGAUCACGGACACCUUUAAAACUGAAGCUAGAGUGUUUCACCACAUGUCUAAGUGAACCCAUGUGAGAGCCCACCUACGUCGCUCUGAGCACAUCUUUUUUAAGGAUACCCUUUUAAACAGCUAGCUGCAACACCAUCAUGUUGCAUUUUGGAUACAGAAAUACUCUGGAUGUGCCAGCUUAAGUAACUCAGAUUGCAGAGACAUAUAUUGCAGAAACAGCUGAGGUAUGCUUCCUUAAAGCUGACAGGAGGGAAAUUACCGGUGUAUAUUUUGUCAGAUAUACUUGGGGGAAGGGGCAUCUUAAUUGACCCCAAUAACCAUGUAGGUUUGAGGGACUUGACUUGGAGCUGCAGUGUUGCAGGGGAAAUUUUGGGACUACCGCUGUGACCAUGGUUGGAACUGCUCUAUGAAAUCAGACUCUCAUACUUCAGGUCACAUAAAUAAUUAUCAAACACAUGAGCUGCAAAAAGCAUCUCAUUUUCAUUUAUUUUAAGAGGCAUAAAUCCAUUACACACAUUUCAUCAAAUCAAAUAUAUUUGCAAUUAAGAUGCUAAAAAUAGAAACCAAAUUUACUCUACAAAGCUGUAAGACCAGAUUGCAUUCUGAUAUUGCAAGGGAAGUAAGAAUAGCAUAUUUUAAUGAUUAUUUUUAUAGUUUUUGUAAAUUUUCACAUUGCUGUGUUGCCUGAUGGGUGAUGACUGCUGACACAGAUCCGGCCAGCAGACAUUUAUGGGACCAAGCUAUUUAUGUGCUGAAAAAAGUACAUUAUAUAAAUGCCUGUGUACAACAAAGCUUAAAUGUAUAUAAAGAAAUGAUCGAGAAUUAUAUGGUAAAUAUGCUGUAAUGUAACUGAGAUUUUUGUAUGCUUUAAGCCUUUGUGCUAAAUGUUUAACAAUACAUGUGUUUGUUUUUUUACCACUGCACCAGCCUGUGACACUUAUCAUCAGUGUAAUUUUAUAUGAAUACUUUCUCACUAUAAUUAAAUAUUUUAUCCAUA